This is a messenger RNA of Spirodela intermedia, 1254 nucleotides long. The record is from the annotation of a GenBank genome assembly. NCBI's taxonomy places the organism in Eukaryota, Viridiplantae, Streptophyta, Magnoliopsida, Alismatales, Araceae.
AUGGCGUCUUCUUCGAGCACUCUCUCCCGCCUCUUCCGGUGCUCAAGGGCCCGCCACGCAAACCGUUCAGUCGCCGCCGUGGGCAGUCGGAAACCUCGGCCAGUGCCAUCCCCUAAUCCGAUGAGGCGCCCCGACCAGGGAGUGGAGGAAGUGGUCGGCGACCUCUUCAAUGAGCGCGACCUCCACAGGCUCGUUUCCCGCUUCAAGGAGGCCUCCGCCUGCCGCCGAUUCCGCUCCAAGCACCGGGUCUACGAGGUCGCCGUCCAGCGCCUUGCGGCGGCCGGCAGGCACGACGGCGUCGAGGAGAUCCUGGAGGAUCAGAAGCGGUACGGGGAAGACAUCGCCCGCGAGGGCUUCGCCGCCCGGGUGAUCGGCCUCUACGGCAAGGCCGGGAUGGCGGCGGCGGCGGAGGAGACCUUCCGGCAGCUGCCCUCCCUCGGCUGUUGCCGCACCGCGUUGUCCUUCAACGCGCUGCUCAGCGCAUGUUCCGCCGCUGCGGACCCGGAGCGGAUUGACGAACUGUUCCGGUCGAUCCCCGCGGAGUGCCCGGGGAUCGCCCCCGACAAGGUCUCCUACAACAUCUUGAUCAAGUCCAUGUGCAGGAGGAGCGAUCUCGACGGGGCAAUGUGCUUGUUGGAGAUGAUGGAGGAGCGCGGGGCAGAGCCCAACUUGAUCACCUUCAACACCCUCCUUGACGGGUUCUACUCCCAUGGGCGAUUCUCAGAUGCCGAGAAAAUCUGGGAGCUGAUGGCCCAGAAGAAAUGUCAGCCCGAUGUGAAGAGCUUCAACGCGAAGCUGAGGGGGCUGGUGCUUGGCUCGAGGACGACGGAGGCGGCGGAGAUCGUCGAGCGACUUCCGGGCAUGGGGCUGCGGCCGGACACCUUUACCUUCAAUUCUCUGAUCAAGGGGCACUGCGAGGCCGGGAACCUGGACGAUGCCAGGAAGGUGUUCGAGAAUUUGACGAAGAACGGGUGCCGUCCCAACAGGGAGACCUUCGAGACGAUGGUGCCCAGGCUCUGUCAGGCAGGGGAGCUCGAUCUGGCGCUCAGCAUGUGCAAGGAGAGCAUCAGCCGGAAGUGUUGCGUCACGGCGGAGAUCCUGCAGGAGGUGGCGGACUCCUUGUCCGCGUGCUCAAGAGCGGACGACGCAGAGAAGCUCGUGAAGCUUUCAUGGCUGAAGAACUACGACGAGAUGAGCGUACGGAUGCCUUCUCCCUCGGCUGCGGCGGCGGUGGCGACGCCGGAGUCCGCAUGA